GUCAAACUUGGAACGACCCCGCAUGAGAAAUCCAUGGAAGUUCAGAUGUAUAUAUUGACUGCACCUGAACUUAAUUCAACGCAAGUUUUCCUGAACGGAAAACCACUCACCUCGGAAAUGCUGAAGGAAAAAAAUAUAUUCGAACCAAAAGUACGCAGGGCAAAAACAACAUCUCAUCUAUCUCUUUCUCUACCAGCAUGGUCUGUCGGUUUCUUCGUCUUGCCUGGAGCGAGAGUUCCAGUUUGUAUCGACCAAGAGAUAGAAACAAAACUGCUUCUCGAAGAAAUGGAAGAAAACCAAAACAUUCCUUUAUCUGAAGAAGUGGCUUUGAAAUUUGGUUCUAGAGGUUCAUUUGUUAAAAACCACGUAUUGGAUGAAAUGACUAAAAAAAUGAAGCAAGAGAUGAUGUCUGACGAACGAUACUAUAGUCAUCCAUCGCUAAAAUCUAGGUUGGAAGAUUCUGAGGAGAUGGAAAGUGCUAAAAAAGAGAAAAUAGAUGAAAGGGGAAGAAAGUUCUUCAUUGAUAGGGCGAAGCUGGCAGAGAAACAUAAGAAACAUAGAGACUUUGAGAGAAAGCGAGAUGAACUGAAAAAGUUUCUCAUGGAACGGUCGAAGACCGGUGAAACCAAACCAAAAAUGGAAUCGAAAGGUAAAGAAAUACACUUGACUAGUAGCGAAGUGGAAAAAAUCUUGAAGGACAGAGCAAGGGCUAGAGCUGCACGUAGAAAUAUUGUUUUCACCGAUGAGGAACUCAGAGCUCUGGUACACAAAGCUAGUAAAAAGUUUUACAAAGCCAGAAUAAAACGUUCAACUCCUUUUCAAAACAGAGCCAAAAGAGAUAUCAAUGUGAGAAUGUUAGAGAGAACCGUUCAACUGAACCCUUCCUGCGAAAAACUUACAGAAGGUCAGCAAUACGAUAAUGAGGAAAUAUCUCGUAAUUCUUUCGUGCGUGAACCUAGAGAUGUGAAUGCAAAACUGGUAGAGUUGAAGGCAAAACUAGCAGAAACUAAAAGCAAAUGGGAAGAUAAGAAAGAUGAGUUUCGAGGUAAUACAAAAAUGGCGAGAGAGUCCAUCAAAGACAGAAUACGAAAGCUAAAGGAUAAAAAACGUUUCAAAAGAGAUAUAAACAUGGAACUACUUGACGUUAAAUCAAAACCAACCAAGAAGAUGGAGAUGGAGAAGAGAAGACAAAAGAAGAAAAAAACUGAAAUGGAGGCAACAAUACGUGAACCAGGUCAAUCAAGUGCUGAGCUUCUCGAACAAUUGGAAUUUGAAAGAGGACAAUUAGAUAAUCACAGAAAACAACCUAAACAUGAAGUAUACGCAGAGUUGGCAGAUUCUGAAGACCUAGAGGCAGAGGAAUUUUUCAAAACAACACCGAAACCGAAAAGACUCAAAAUUUUUGAUAAAAAGUCCAAACUAGACCCGUUCGGCAUUCCGAACCCUUCUAUAGAUAUUGUAGAACCUCCUUUCAGGAGAUCGAAGAAAGGGAGGAAGAAAUCGAAGUCGAAAUCGGAUAACCUUCAGUUCUUGACUUCUUCAGAGGAGUUUUCGGACAUCGAGGAUGAUCUGCCAUGCAUUCACGAAUAUUUUGGCCCUGAAACGAAAUCAGAACGUAAGAAGCAUGGUAAUGUGAUGACAGAGUUGGGGGAAUUCAGUUCUGCUGAAAAACUUAAGAGAAAAAAGAAUAGAAAAACGAAAAACUUUUCCGAAGAAACAUCAUCUGAAGAAGAUUCCAGACGUCGAAAACGAAGUGUCUAUUUAGAGCCUUACAAUCCAAAUGAGUCAUCCGAAUCUAAGAGCAGACUGGAAUAUCUAGACUCAUUUUUGGAAAAGAUGAACUUGAAAUGUUCUGAAUGUGGUAAUCAACAAGAUUAUUCAAAUGAGAAAGGAGAUGAUGAUAGAAUAGAACGACCAAAACGAAGCUUAUACCUCAGAAAUGGUCUACAAAACCCCGCAGAGUUAAUCAGAGAUUUGAAUGAACAUUUAAGUGAGGAGGGAAGUGAAAGUGCAGAAAUAGAACGCCAAAAACGAAACGUAUAUCUCACGGAAGGAUCUCCCGAUUCUACAGAGUUCAUUGAAGGUGUGGAUGGAUAUACAAGAGCAGACAUCAAACUCAACGAGGAGUCAGAACGUUUCAAACGUGGUAUGUUUCUUGGAAAAGAAUCGAAAGAUUCCACAAAGCUGAUCAAAAGGGUGAAUGAACUGGAGACGUUAUUGGAAGAUUUGGAACAAAAAUAUAAGGAAUGUAUGUCGCAGAGAAAUGACCAGUUUGGAAUGAAAGCGUCCCAUUCAAGUAAAAAAGAACUAAAUAAUGACAUGACACCAACGCCAGAGUAUCCACUUAUUUAG
This is a messenger RNA of Leptinotarsa decemlineata (Colorado potato beetle), 2352 nucleotides long. RefSeq lists its product as uncharacterized. NCBI's taxonomy places the organism in Eukaryota, Metazoa, Arthropoda, Insecta, Coleoptera, Chrysomelidae. The record is from RefSeq and is a predicted model, not a curated record. Gene Ontology annotation, cellular component: extracellular matrix.